This is a messenger RNA of Cuscuta campestris, 2768 nucleotides long. The record is from the annotation of a GenBank genome assembly. NCBI's taxonomy places the organism in Eukaryota, Viridiplantae, Streptophyta, Magnoliopsida, Solanales, Convolvulaceae.
CGAAGAUUAGAAAAAGCAUCGUUUCUCUCACCUCUAUCUGCCGUCUCAUUCUUUUUUGCUCACCAUUUCUCUCCACAGAUCUCUAAAUUUGAAACCCUAAUCUAUCCGUAUAUAAAUACUCGGCAAUUCAAUUACAGAGUAUUUUUCAAUACCCAUACACGGAUACAAACUACGCGUAUCGACGGCGAUCGGGAACCGGCGGCUGAUUCUUGGUUGACGGAAGAUGAAUCCGGUGGAGCUGUGAAUCAAUUACGGCCGAUAGAGCCCUAAAGCGGAUUUGGACGGCAGCCGUCUGUAGGAAGAACUGUAACUGUAGUAAUUGUACGAUUGUUUAGGCUCAAGAUAGUGCAGUGGUAGAUAAAGAUGGAUGCGAGGAAAGGGGGAAGAAUGCUGUGAAGAAAACGACAUCGUUUUGGGGAGAGAUUCGGACAGGACAAGGUAGGGGGUUGAAGGAAGUGAAGGAAGCUGUUGGGUAUUAGGCAAUGGACGAGUACGACAGCGGAGGGAGAAGCGGGGAUAAGGGUUUGGGCCCUGAGGAGGAAGGGAACACUGCUCCCCUUCCAGAAAGGGUCCAGGUUGGUGGAUCUCCUGUAUAUAGGAUUGAUAAGAAGCUUGGGAAAGGAGGAUUCGGUCAAGUUUAUGUUGGUCGUCGAAUUAAUCCUCCAAAUCCACCUGAAAGAACUGGUUCAGGAGCUGUAGAGGUAGCCUUAAAAUUUGAGCAUAGAAGCAGCAAAGGUUGUAACUAUGGUCCGCCAUAUGAGUGGCAAGUCUACACCGCCCUUGGCGGUAGUCACGGCAUACCACGUGUUCAUUAUAAAGGCCGCCAAGGUGAUUACUACAUUAUGGUUAUGGAUAUGCUUGGUCCUAGUUUAUGGGACGUUUGGAACAACAAUUCUCACACGAUGUCAAUUGAAAUGGUAGCUUGUAUUGCCAUUGAAGCAAUCUCAAUACUAGAGAAGUUGCACUCUCGAGGAUAUGUGCAUGGGGAUGUUAAACCCGAGAACUUUCUUCUUGGAACUCCUGGAACACCCGAUGAGAAAAAGUUGUUUCUUGUUGAUCUUGGUUUGGCUACAAAGUGGCGUGAUACUUCAACUGGCCUACAUGUUGACUAUGAUCAACGCCCUGAUGUUUUCAGAGGGACAGUUCGUUAUGCAAGUGUUCAUGCUCAUCUUGGAAGGACUGGUAGCCGAAGAGAUGAUCUAGAAUCUCUUGCUUAUACACUCAUCUUCCUUCUUCGAGGCCGGCUUCCUUGGCAGGGCUAUCAGGGUGAGAACAAAGGGUUCCUCGUCUGCAAGAAGAAAAUGGCAACAUCACCAGAUGCGCUCUGCUGCUUCUGCCCUGCUCCUUUUAGGCAGUUUGUUGAUUAUGUUGUGAAUUUAAAAUUUGAUGAGGAGCCGAACUAUGCCAAGUAUAUAUCUCUCUUUGAUGGAAUAGUUGGUCCAAAUCCAGACAUCAGACCACUCAACACAGAUGGUGCUCAAAAGCUUAUUUGUCAAGUUGGACAAAAGAGAGGACGAUUGACAAUGGAAGAAGAUGAUGAUGAACAACCAAAAAAGAAGGUGCGCAUGGGAAUGCCUGCAACGCAAUGGAUCAGUGUUUACAAUGCUCGCCGCCCAAUGAAGCAAAGGUAUCAUUACAAUGUUGCAGAUAUAAGGCUUUCUCAACACAUAAUUAAAGGAAAUGAGGAUGGGCUUUAUAUUAGCAGUGUCGCAUCUUGUACAAAUCUGUGGGCCUUAAUUAUGGAUGCGGGAACCGGGUUCACUGCCCAAGUUUAUGAGCUAUCACCAAAUUUCCUUCACAAGGAAUGGAUUAUGGAGCACUGGGAGAAAAAUUAUUAUAUCAGUGCAAUAGCAGGAGCUAACAAUGGGAGCUCUGUAGUAGUGAUGUCAAAGGGUACCCAGUAUGUGCAACAAUCGUACAAAGUUAGCGAAUCGUUUCCUUUUAAGUGGAUUAACAAAAAAUGGAGGGAGGGUUUCUAUGUGACAGCCAUGGCUACAGCUGGGAGUAGAUGGGCAAUUGUAAUGUCUCGUGGAGCUGGGUUUUCUGAUCAGGUUGUAGAGUUAGAUUUCCUUUAUCCUAGUGAAGGGAUUCAUAGGAGGUGGGAUGGUGGUUAUCGCAUCACAUCAACUGCAGCAACAUGGGAUCAAGCUGCUUUCGUUCUUAGUGUUCCAAGAAGGAAACCUGUUGAUGAAACCCAAGAGACACUUCGAACAUCUGCUUUCCCCAGCUCACAUGUUAAGGAUAAAUGGGCAAAGAACCUUUACAUUGCAUCUGUCUGUUAUGGGCGAACUGUGUCAUGAAGCACACCGUAGUUUUGCUUUAUCUCAUGGACAGAUGUAAGCUGUUAGCCAUUGACAUGUAUGUGCUUAAUAAUGCAUGAUCCUCCUCAACUGUCUCGGCUAACCCCGUCAAUCUUUGGAGAGUUGCACUGAUUUCUUAAUGGCACAUGUGAUUACUACCAUUUUGUUGAUGUACCGGAAAGUAUAUUGUGGCUGUUUAGAGGUGGGUGUUUGGGGUGGGGGGGGGGGUCCUUUUGACUGGUGUCUGUAUAGUUUGAACAAUAAUUACAAUUGAAAUGCAAGCAGAAUAGGUGACCAUUGAUGGUUUUGUGAACCAUGCAAUUUGUGGUUUCUCCACAAGUAUGGUUUAUAGAUACUGUGUGCUGGGUAUAUCUUGGUCCCUAUUAUUCUAUGGAUUGUUUGGAAUCGUGUAUAAACCUGGCUGCAUAUUAUGAAUGCAUUUCAUAACACUAAAUGUAAUACAACUAA